Lingula anatina is the source of this 3230-nucleotide messenger RNA. RefSeq names its product acetyl-coenzyme A synthetase, cytoplasmic. Gene Ontology annotation, biological process: acetyl-CoA biosynthetic process. The record is from RefSeq and is a predicted model, not a curated record. Lineage: Eukaryota; Metazoa; Brachiopoda; Lingulata; Lingulida; Lingulidae. Gene Ontology annotation, molecular function: acetyl-CoA synthetase activity.
CAUCAUUGUUGUUCAAAAUGGCGGCAGAGAAUGGAGCCGGCGAGCUGGACAUGGUGUUUUCUCCAUUGAAACAUAUCCAAGAUGGAGCACACGUCUCCAGCAUGGAGCAAUACAGAGAGAUGUACAAGCAGUCUGUAGAAGACCCAGAAGCAUUCUGGGGCAAGAUUGCGAAAGAAUUCUAUUGGAAGUCACUGCCAAAAGGAAAGUUCCUCGACUACAAUUUCGAUGUACGUAAAGGCCCGAUUUUCAUCAAGUGGAUGGAAGGCGCUGUUACAAAUAUGUGUUACAAUAUGCUUGACAGGCAUAUCAGCAACGGUUUAGGGGAUACUGUUGCAUUUUACUGGGAAGGCAAUGACCCCGGAGAUGAUGGAAAGAUUACCUACACCAGUCUUUUGAAAGAAGUGUGCAAGUUUGCCAAUGUAUUAAAAAGUUUGGGUGUACAGAAGGGCGACCGAGUGGCCAUUUAUAUGCCUAUGAUAGUGGAAUUAUGUACUGCAAUGUUGGCAUGUGCCAGGAUAGGUGCAAUCCAUUCUAUAGUGUUUGGUGGAUUUUCUUCUGCUUCUCUAGCAGAAAGAAUACUGGAUGCAAAAUGCACUGUGUUGAUUACUGCAGAUGGUGUCUGGAGAGGCAGUAAACUCCUCAAUCUGAAAGAAAUCUCUAAUGGGGCAAUGCAAUACUGCACAGAAAGGGGUCAUUCUAUUGAGCAUUGUAUAGUGGUUCGUCACUUGAGUCCCAGCGAGGAGAGUGUGAGGGAAGAUGCUGGAGCAGGUGACCUUGACAUCCCUUCAGAGUCAGACGAUGAUUCUCAGCCACCUGCCAAGAGACCUUGUAAAAUAUCGAUUGGGUGGACAAAGGGGCGAGAUGUGUGGUGGCAUCAGGUGAUGGCCAAUGUUAGUGACCAGUGUGAACCUGAAUGGAUGGAUGCUGAAGACCCUCUGUUUAUGUUAUAUACAAGUGGCUCCACAGGAAAACCAAAAGGUGUUCUGCAUACAAUAGGAGGGUACAUGUUGUACUCAGCCACAACCUUCAAGAAUGUGUUUGACUACAAACCAGGAGAGGUCUACUGGUGCACUGCUGAUGUCGGCUGGAUAACGGGACAUACAUAUAUCACAUAUGGACCACUGGGAGUGGGAGCCACAGGGAUUAUUUUUGAAGGCAUCCCCACUUAUCCAGAUCCUGGUCGUUUCUGGGCCAUAGUAGACAAGUACAAGGUCAAUAAGUUUUACACUGCACCCACUGCCAUUAGGGCUCUCAUGAGAUAUGGAGAUGCUCAUGUUAAAAAAUACAGCAGGUCUUCCCUUAAGGUCCUGGGCACAGUUGGGGAGCCUAUCAACCCGGAGGCCUGGUUAUGGUACUACCAUACUGUAGGGGAAGGAAAGUGCGCCAUUGUAGACACCUUCUGGCAGACUGAAACGGGAGGUCAUGUGGUCACACCAUUGCCAGGAUGUACACCAUGCAAACCUGGAUCUGCUACAUUCCCAUUCUUUGGAGUUGUACCUGAGCUGCUUACUGAAGAGGGGGCCGUUAUUGAGGGAGAAGGAGAGGGAUAUUUGGUUUUCAAGCAGCCCUGGCCUGGCAUAAUGAGAACUGUGUAUGGAAACACAGAGCGAUUUGAAACUACUUACUUCAAAAAGUUCCCAGGAUAUUAUGUAACUGGUGAUGGAGCCAAAAGAGAUAAAGAUGGCUAUCUUUGGAUAACUGGUCGUAUUGAUGAUAUGGUGAAUGUAUCUGGUCACUUGCUCAGUACUGCUGAGAUAGAGUCUGCAUUGAUAGAGCACAAGGCUGUGGCAGAGGCAGCUGUUGUGUCACAUCCACACCAAGUCAAGGGAGAGUGCACAUAUUGUUUUGUCACUUUGAAAGAGGGCAACCAAUAUUCUGAGGACCUGGCACAUGAGCUUAAAAAGAAGGUUCGCAGUAAAAUUGGACCUUUUGCACAGCCAGAUUUCCUGCAGAAUGCCCCAGGACUGCCAAAGACAAGGUCAGGGAAAAUCAUGCGCCGAGUUCUUCGCAAGAUUGCACGUGGCGAUAGAGAUGUGGGUGAUGUCACUACCCUCGCAGAUGAAAGCGUCAUCGAAACUUUGUUCAAACUUCGUCCAAGUGAUGCAUGAUAAGUUUAGACUACUUGGGAUAUAUGUUACGUCAGACUGUUGGAGAUCUUUAGUUUUAUGAGUUACAAGUUUGCCUUUUGAUGAAAGAGAUAUGUUAACAUUUAGACUUGCAUGUUCACAGCUGCAGCAAGUUAGCAGUUUGUCUUGCUGUUAUAUUAAAUGUAGGAUGUCUUUCAGUAGACAUUAUGAAAGCAAUGCACUGCAUUAGGUGGUAAUAUUUGCAUAACUACAAUGGUUUUAGAAUUGUACAUCAUGAAUGCAAAUUUUAAUAUUAUUUUUAUAGUAUAGAGAAUAGAAAAGAUAAAUUUCUGUUGUUAUGCAGGCAUGUAAUUGUAUUGUGUGGUGUUUGUAAAUGUUAACAGCAUGUUGAUAAAAGAAUAUUCAGUACAUUGACUCUAGGAAUAGUGUACUAUUGAAUUAUUCAAAUUUGUGACUUUCAUUUGCAAAACUGUGAUUUAUUUUGACAAAAGAUUAUUAUAACAUAAUUUAGAAUUCAGGUAUAUGUAUGUUGUGUGGAUUGUUAUUUCCAGCCAUUUGGUGAAGACAAGUAGGUUACUUUCUGUGUGUUCUGUUCAAAGAAGAGGUGCAGGGUAUAUAUUUUGAACUUUAUUCAAGUGAAAUAUUAGUGUUUCAAGGGUAAAUAUGGUUUAAAAAACUGCAUUUUAUUACUAUGCUGCAAACAGCACACGAGCGCUGAAUUGUAAAAUAAUUUGCUGUAAAUGUAAAAAUAUAUGAAGUUCUCUCAUUCCAAGCACAAGCAGGCUAUAUUUCAAAACGAUAUUGAUUUACCAAAAAAUAUUUUUUUCUCUUAUUUUGUAGGGUAUUCAUUCAAACGAGGCUUUAUAGGUAGAAAUCUCGAACAGAAUGUUUCAAGAUCAUUUUGGGUGUUACAAAUGUUCUGAAUAAUUGUGUGUUUUAGUAGAAAAGAAAUGAAGACAAAAUGACUGUUUUUUUCUGCCAUUCAGGUGAAUAAUCAUGUCAUGAUAUCCUGAAUAUGUGGAAAACAGUAAGUCAAAGAGGUGAUCAUAUGUCAAAGUGGAUUUUUCUGGUCUUAGACUGUGCGUGGUAGAAACGAAAAACUUGCAAAACAAAAUAAAAAGUUAGGAUCAUAUAAAUCGUAAA